Acaulospora morrowiae is the source of this 1800-nucleotide messenger RNA. The record is from the annotation of a GenBank genome assembly. NCBI's taxonomy places the organism in Eukaryota, Fungi, Glomeromycota, Glomeromycetes, Diversisporales, Acaulosporaceae.
AUGGAUACUUCAAAUACUUCUAGAAGCAAAAGAAAACAGAAAGCGUUCACAGAUAUAGGGAUUCGCGGAAGGAAAACUGGGGUGAAGUUACCACAGGACGUGUCAAAAGGAGUAAAUGGGCUAGAUGACAUCAAUUCCUUUUUUCAGGCAGCCAGUUCCAAAGACAGAACAGAAUCUCAAGAGUUACUUCAGGACGAUCAUAGUUUAUCGACAAAAGAAGCCGAGUUUGUCUCUGAACAUGAUUUGUCGCAAGCUGUUGAAUCACCACACGUAGCUAACGAAAACAUAGCUUAUGGUAGUCCUGCAGCCGAAGCUAGGGAACUAUCGCACGCGUCAUUACAAUUGAUUGAUGAAAACAUUAAUCAGCCAAAUGAACGUUCCCAAGAUAAAUUGGAAGCGUCUAAUUCACUGGAGGUAUCAAUGUCUCUUGUAUCAGAUGAACAUAUAUCCUCGACGCUUCCUCAGCAAAUUUCAUCAAGAGAGGAUUCACUUCAGAUUUCGCAGAGAGAAAUUACCGACCCGGGUCCGUGUCUUACUAGAGAUAUUCUGAAUAGUGCUGUUAUUUCGAACGGUAAUUCUAAAGAUCAUAUGAAUGAGGAUGAUUCUCCUAAGCGCUCAAAGGGGAGAGGGCGUUUUAAAUUGAUUGUUGACUUAGAGGAUAAUGUUCCUUAUACGACUGUCGAAGAUGACGAGCAAUCUGAAGAUGAGAAUAGUCCUAGUGAGGUGGUUCAAAGUUCGAGUAAAGUAAAAUCUAAUUCAUAUGAGAAAGGAAUCAAACGAUCCAGUAAAGUAACCAAACAACAAAAGAAGUUACAAAAAAAAAGUAUACGUGAAAAAAGACCUCUGCGCAUUGAAACACUUGAUGAAUAUGACGAACAAUAUUUUGAUGAGGAGAUCAACAAAAAAAUUACUCAAACGAAUCAAAGUAUCCGACGCGGACAAUCUGUCGAUUCAGAAACACAUGAAGGUUCGGAGGACGAAUACCGAGUCGAAAGUUCAGAUGAAAAUCGCAAUAAAUCUCAAAAUUCUUCUCGACGCGCCAAAAGUCGCACUAAUGUUGUACCUCGCAAACGUGUUUUGCGUAAAGAUAAUAGUAGUAGACCAGCACGAAAUAAAUCCGUCACACAAGAUAUUCUCGACGUUGCAGUAAAUAACCUUAAUGAAAAGCCCGAAGAUGAUAGAGUUCGACGAAGCAAGCGCCAACGUAUAAAACCUGUGGAAUUCUGGAGAAACGAAAGGGUUGUAUAUAGAAGUGACAAAACUGAGGUGAUCCGUAUUCCUCUUGUAGAGGAGGAGUUAAAUGAUGAUUCAGACUCGGAAGCCUCCAACUCAAAGAAACGUAAACGUGGUAACACCAAGAAAACAAAAAGAACAGAUGAUGCGACUAAGUUCGAGGGCGACGUUCAGGUCUGGGGUGAAAAUGAAGUAGUUUCGAAACAGCUUGUUUAUAAUUUAAAUAUGCUAAGGCCUAAAACUGUGGAUAAUAACAAAUACAAACUCCAAAAAACUUUUCACGAAGAGAACUUUUUUUCAUCAGGAUAUGUCGUUAUACCAAAGGGGUGUGAAAAACCGAAAAAGAGUUCUGGCGAUAGUGCCUUGGUAUUUGUUGUGAUAAAAGGACCCGUGAUAUUUACGAUCAGUGAGCAAUCGUUUACGGUCAGAGAUAGCGGACAAUUUUUCGUUCCAAGAGGUAAUGACUACAGUAUUAAAAAUUCAAGUCGAUAUGAGGCGCGCUUAUUUUUCGUUCAAGGCAAGGAAGUUGAGGUAUCAAGUUCCAAAUCCCCAGAAGAAGACCUUUGA